Dicentrarchus labrax (European seabass) is the source of this 4005-nucleotide messenger RNA. Its product is annotated as ras-related protein Rab-8B. Gene Ontology annotation, biological process: regulation of exocytosis; Golgi vesicle fusion to target membrane; cellular response to insulin stimulus. Gene Ontology annotation, molecular function: GTP binding; GTPase activity. Gene Ontology annotation, cellular component: endosome; plasma membrane; trans-Golgi network transport vesicle. NCBI's taxonomy places the organism in Eukaryota, Metazoa, Chordata, Actinopteri, Moronidae. Bases 225 to 845 code for a protein of 206 amino acids. The record is from RefSeq and is a predicted model, not a curated record. The transcript is spliced from 8 exons.
UGUGUGGUGCGGUGCAUUGUGGGUAACUUGGAGCAGGAUCGUUUCCUGCUCUGUCGGUCCUGUCUCGGUCGAACCUGGUCCGGAGCCUGGUCCAUAACCUGCUCCAUAACCCGGUACAGAACCAGCAGAGUACCGGCAGAGUACCGGCAGAGUACCGGCAGAGUACCGGCGGGCCGCGGAGAGGCUCCGUUAAUCUACCGGAAGCAGCGGGCCAGAGGCGGGAAAUGGCGAAGACGUACGAUUACCUUUUCAAACUGCUGCUGAUCGGAGACAGCGGGGUCGGGAAGACCUGCCUCCUGUUCCGGUUCAGCGAGGACGCCUUCAACACCACCUUCAUCUCCACCAUCGGAAUUGACUUUAAAAUCAGGACGAUCGAGCUGGAUGGGAAGAAGAUCAAACUUCAGAUUUGGGACACAGCGGGUCAGGAGAGGUUCAGGACCAUCACCACAGCCUAUUACAGAGGAGCCAUGGGCAUCAUGCUGGUGUAUGACAUCACCAACGAGAAGUCCUUCGAUAACAUCAGGAACUGGAUCCGCAACAUUGAGGAGCACGCGUCCUCAGACGUGGAGAGAAUGGUUCUGGGGAACAAAUGUGACAUGAACGACAAGAGACAAGUGUCCAAAGAGCGAGGAGAGAAGCUGGCGAUCGAUUAUGGGAUCAAGUUUUUAGAAACCAGCGCAAAGUCCAGCAUCAACGUGGAGGAGGCCUUUUUCACUCUCGGCAGAGACAUCAUGAGCAGACUGAACAGAAAAAUGAACGACAGCAACCCGCCAGGAGGAGGCGGGCCCGUUAAAAUCACAGAGUCUCGCUCUAAAAAGAGCUUCUUCAGGUGUAUGCUGCUGUAGGCGGAGCCUCCUCUUCCUCCUCCUCCUCCUCUUCCUCUCGCCGCAGGAGGAGGAUCAAACCUGUGGAAACACGUCUUCAGGAAAGUUUCUCUGCUUGUCAGUCAUCUCAAAUCUUCCUGCACGCCUCCUCUUCCUCCUCCUCCUCUUCCUCCUCCUCCUCCUCCUCCUCCUCCUCCUCCUUCUCCUCCCUCCUCUUCCUCCUCUUCCUCCUCCUCUUCCUCCUCCUCCUCCUCCUCCUCCCCCUCCUCUUCCUCCUCUUCCUCCUCCUCUUUCUACUCCUCCUCCUCCUCCCUGUUAACUCUGGCUGCCGUCAGCUCAGCAGGAGUUUCGGCAGCGUGAUGAAACGUUUUUCUAAGAAAGAAAGCGACGAUGAUGAUGAUGAUGAUGACGAUGAUGACGAUGAUGAUGAUGAAGAGCAGCGCUGAUACAGAGUCCUGAUGAUGUCUAACGUGUUUUUCAUAUUUUAAUUGAAAUGUUUUAAUGUUUUUAAAACUGACUCUUAGUCCAAAAAGUGAAUGUGGAAAACAUUUCACAUUAUUACCAUUUAAUCGUUUGUGUGAAUCAAUUAACAGCAGAGCUCCAAUUAUCAAUUGUUUUCAUUAUUGAUUAAUCUGUCAGUCAUCUUCUCCUGAGAAUCUGAAAUCAGAGAAUUUAGGCAUUUUUAUUAAAAGAAUUCAAAUUAAAAUAACAGUUGGAGAUUGAUUUAAUAUUUAACUACUAAUCAAUGAAUUGACUGAUUGUUGCAGCUCUCAUUAUCAUUAUAUUCAAAUAAAGAAAAUUAAAUAUUUAGUGUCCAUUAAUAACUCAUUUAUUGUCUUAAAAUAAUCAAUUGCUUUUAAAACGUUUAAAAUGUUAUUUCUGUUUUUCCGUCUCGUCUUCAAUGUGUCUCCUGCUACGAAAUAUUGUUUCAUAUCAAUAUUCAAUAAUGAAUGAUUCUGUUGGUGCCUCCUUUAAAAGAAACAAAUAUGUUAUAAAUAUAUAAAAUGUACUAAUAUCGGCCACAGAGGCUCUCUGAUAAUCAAUGUUGGUAUUGAUCUGCUGCUUCGACCUCCAUGUUUGUGUCUGAUGAAACUCAAACGUCUCGUUUUAUUUAUUCACUCUUCUUCUUCUGUGGUUUUUAUUUAGGACCAAUCAGCUGAUUUUAGCUUCAGAAUAUACAGAUAUAUAUAUAUUUAAAUUAAUAUAUAUAACAAAGAUAUAAAUAUAUUAUAUAUAUAUAGUUAUAUUUAUACACACACAUACCUGUGUUACUGUCAGUAAGUGUAAAACUGAGGAAACUGAACUUAAAAGUUUAUAUAAUAAUAAUAAUAAAAUCUGUGAGGCAUUCAAUGUCUCCUCGUGUUUCUGAAAAAUGAAGUGAUGAGCUGCAGAUAAUCAGCUUCUGUUUGUCGUUAAUGAAGUUAUUGAUGAAGUUAUUGAUGCUUUUCUAUAUUUUUGUAUUCAAUCUUUCUUUGAAACCACUCGAUGCUCUUUAACGUUUUUAUUUUUAACAUUUCAGAGGAUUUUUUAUCAAACUGUUGUUUGAAUUCUUAUUUUUGUAUAAUUCUGAAAUAUUUCAGUCUUUUAAGAUUUUUAUUCAUAUUCUGCUUUUGUAUUUGAGCCACUGGAAUAAUUAUAGAUAAAUUAGAAUAAGUGUUAAUUAAUUGGUACAAUGUAAAUGAUACAUUUAUAAACUCAAAGUUAAAUAAAUGAAUGAUUUUAUUUACGUUUCAUACCUUUAAAUUAAUUUGUAAUUAAAUUUUGAAAUUAAAAGGAUUGAUUUUAAAUUGCUUUAUGUUUGGGACAGAAUAAAGAAAUAUAAUAAUUAUAACUAUAUACUAUUUGUUUUGAGUUUAUCAAUGCAUCAUUUAAAUUAAUAUAAUAUUCAAUAUGACCGCCUCGGUUCAGAGACACGAUCAAUAUUUUAUAAUUGUUUGGUUUGUGUUUGACUCAGACGAACUUGAUUUUUACAGUGUUGUUGUUCUGACACAACGUUUUGUUUACAGACUCACUGCCACAGUAUUAUUAUUGAUUAUUGAUUAAUAUUCGAUAUUGAUCUCUCUUCCAGCUGCACUUUAUGUUCUGUUUGUUCUUCUGAUUAAAAGGUGCUUCAACCAUCUGAACUUUGAGCAGAAAAAGAUCAAUUUCACCCUUUCAAACAAAUCUACCUGAUCAAUUUUUAUUAUUUAAUCGUAUUCUGACUGAUGAUCAAUAUCUGACGAUCAAUAUGACCUCACAGCUGUUUGUAUGUUUAACUAUUUAGAAUGUCCUCCAAAUGGUGAAGGAUUAAUCAAAUUAAUGAUUAUUCAUUUUCAACACAUGACAUCACUUCCUGUGUCAUAAACGAAAAAUCAGGAAGUAAAAAGUGAAAGUUUGUUCAAUCAGAAGAAACUUUUAUUUGAAAUAUCAAUAAUCAAUCAUCAAUAACUGAUAAUCAUUCAUGUGUGAAGAUUAAAACUGAUAAUCUUUGUUUCUGUGGUUUUGAACAGUUUUUUUAUCAUUUCACGGCUUUCUGUAAGUUUGUGUUAAAACGUGUUUUUGAAUGAAGUUUGUUUCUGUUUGUCAGCACUUUGUAACUUUGCUAAAAGCGCUAUGCAAAAAUACAUUUAUUAUGCUUAUUAUUAUUGGUUUUGUUACUGAACUUGUUGAUAUCUCACAUGUAUUGAUCCACAGAACCGAUCAGAGCUGCAUGCAGAUAUUAAAAGGAACAUUUUUGAGAAAAAUAUAAUUUUUUUACUUCAAUCUCAGAAUUGUUCAGAUUUUUCUUUCUCAUUUUUUACACAUAAAACUUUCUUUAGAGGUUUUCUGUUUAUAUCUACUGUAUAUUAUACACAUUGUAUAUUAUAAAUACAGAAGUGAAACAGAAAACUACAGUGAGAGUGACUCAUCUGUUGGUUUGUUUUCAUCAGGACAUUUAAGUGAAUAAAAACAGAUGAAGGCUCCGAUUAAAAGAGGAACUGGAUGUUUUUUUCAGCUUUGAACGUUUUUUAGAACAAAACAAAUUUUUGUGUCAGAACGGUUCAUGUGUGUAAAAACAGACGCUCUGAUCAAUACUGGAUCAAUAACUGAAAACACUGCAGUGACCUUUGACCUCUCUUUAAUGCUUCAGUUUGUCUUCCAUUUCCUGUUCUGUGAUGUCAUCGCAGUCAGCGGAUCGUAUAAUAAAAAACUUUUUCUAUCA